Messenger RNA from Eucalyptus grandis, 1088 nucleotides. RefSeq lists its product as uncharacterized. The coding region runs from base 139 to 927 and encodes 262 amino acids. NCBI's taxonomy places the organism in Eukaryota, Viridiplantae, Streptophyta, Magnoliopsida, Myrtales, Myrtaceae. The record is from RefSeq and is a predicted model, not a curated record. The transcript is spliced from 5 exons.
GCUUGUCACUAAUGCAUGGUGAAGUUGCUUCAUUCUUUUCUCAUAGAAUCACCCUCAGCUCCAUAUUCAAUCAUUUAUCAGAUUCCUUAACCUUUUUUUAGCUAUUUAUGCAUUCGCAUCAUCUUUCUCCAAUUGAAAAUGGGUUUACUGGUAUUCCCUCUAUCUGCCAUGCUAUGCUGCAGAGAAAUUAUUUCAAGCACCCAUCCAUGCAUCCCUCAACCAAGUCAUUUCCAUGGCAUUCACAUUCAUAGUGAUCCUCCCACAACGUCUAAUAGCUUUAUUCUUAGUUAUCAUCUACCCCGAUCUUUGCAUAAACCAUGGAUUUUGAGGAGGAACGACUCACGCUUAAAGCCAUUAACCGCUACCAAUUCACCGUCGUCAGGAGAGGGUCACCAGGCUCUUGAAGCUGUCCUCAAGCUUUAUGAGGCAAUACAGAACAAAAAUCUCCGGGAGUUAUCGGAUAUUCUUGGAGACGAAUGCCGUUGUGUCUCCAACUUCAUCCCCUUUUUCUGGGCAUUCCAGGGGAAAAAGCAAGUUCUGGCAUUUUUCUCUUAUCUUAUCAACGCCUUGGGGAACAACAUCGAGAUCGUGGUGAAACCAACAAUGCAUGAUGGAAUGACCGUCAGCGUCUCGUGGAAGCUAGAAUGGAACAAGAAAACUAUGCCUUUAGGAAAAGGUUUCAGCUUCCAUAUAUGCCAGAUAUACCAAGGAAAAGUGCUAAUAAGGAAUGUUGAGAUGAUCAUGGAAUCAUUUCCUCACAUGGAUAUCUUCAGAUUGAGGAUGCUGGGAUUUCUGAUGAGCACGUCAGAGAAGAUGAGUUCCUGCAUACCUAUAGAGAGAAAAUCAAAGAGGACUGGGUUCCUUAUUUUGCUUGCUCUGCUUUCUUUGGCAGCAAUUUUUGUAUUGCUUCUGAAGAUCAAGUUUUAGUAGACGAGGCAAAAAUAAGAGAGAAACUCAAAUUUUCUGUCUUUCUUUUUCAUUUUACUUUUCCAAUGUAUAAGAAGGAACUGUUGCGUCAAAUUUCCGGGGCACAAGGGACAAUAAUGAAAUCCUAACUACUUUAUGCAUAGUUCUCUCUUUUUCUACAA